AUGACUGCCAGCACACGGUCUAUAAACGACAAGAGCCCUACUAGAAGUAGCAAAUUUUUUGCUGGGUCUCAAAGUUCUGAUGAAAAUUCUUCUGACGAUGCAUCUAAAAGAAAGGAUGAAACUACUGAAGAAGAAUAUAGUGAAGAUGAAAUUUUAUUAAGCUCUAGAGGAUUUAUUGAAACUCCUGGUUCUUUAGAUGAUUCUUCUUUGAAAGUUGGGUCUCUUGUGUUUAAUGAAAUCGAUGAAUUCGAUGACACUGAUCAACCUUUGGAUGUCAACGCGUCUUUUCUAAAUCCUCUACAAGUUACUACACGUCAUAGUUCUCAUGAUUAUGAUAGUAUAUUGGAAAGACGUUUGCUAUUGGUCUCUCUUCUUGAAAACUUUUGUCUAUUAUAUGAUACUAAUCCUGAUGGAAGUCGUAAAUUGUUUUACGUCAUUUGUAAAAUGUUGAGUGCUAUGGGAAUUAUCGAGGAAGAGUACAUCGAUGAAAUGUCCACCGUUCGAUCUUCGUAUCAAUGUGCAUUCAAAGCCUUGGUCGUUCAAGCAUUGAAUUCCAUUAAACAAGAACAAAUAUUGAUGGAAUCUCACAUGAUUAUGCCUCCGACUUCGGUAUCUGGUAUUCCUGAAAACGGAAAAUCUUCUCCUGUAAAUCAUGACGAGAUUAA
This is a messenger RNA of Racocetra fulgida, 665 nucleotides long. The record is from the annotation of a GenBank genome assembly. NCBI's taxonomy places the organism in Eukaryota, Fungi, Glomeromycota, Glomeromycetes, Diversisporales, Gigasporaceae.